AUGCCUAUCUUUUCGAGUUUGAAUAGCUUUGUAAGACGCCAUAAGAAGAAGUUAAUAGUAACAGCAACUUUGACGUUCUCGGCAUACUUUUUGGUCAAUCAAUUUAUCAUUAAGAAGUUCAAGAACUUCCAAAACUCGUUGAGACAAGAAUUGUUUGUUAAAGAACAAAUUAAACGAAGAUUUGUUCAAACACAGAAUGAUUGCUAUUUAACAAUAUUAGCUUUACUUCCUGUGUUAACUCAACCAAUUGUGAACCACUUACCUAUUGAAUUAAUUACCCAGGCAUUGAAAUUGAAAAAGACCAACUCGAAUCCCACACCUCAAGAAAUAUCAGAUUCUUUAUUGACUACAGAUAACUUAACAAUGCAUCAAAAUGCCAGUGAUUCAAGUGAUUUAUCGCACUAUAUGAGUUUAUCGAAGACAGAAUUAUGGAAGUUAUUGAAAAUCAAGACAUUAACUAGAACAUUAACUUUGAUGUAUUCUAUAUCAGGAUUGUUGUUGUUAACCAGACUUCAAUUGAAUAUCUUAGCUAGAAGAUCAUAUUUGGAAAGUGCUAUUAUAUUAGCAGGCGGUAAGGUUAAUGAUACGGAAACCUCUCAAGAUUAUUUCAUCGAACAAUCCUAUUUGUCAUUAAGCUGGUGGCUAUUAAAUAAGGGUUGGUUGAAAAUAAGUGAUUUAGUUGAAAAGGUUGUUACUGAAAAAUUCAACUCUAUCAAUGCCAGAACUGAAUUAUCCAUUAAUAAGUUUGAUGAUCUUUUAUGUGAAAUCGUUAAUGAUUUAUCUACGAACAACAAUCAAGAAAUUUUGAAUGCCAUUUUCCCAAUCACCUACGAUAAUUUAAUAGAGAGUUUAUUAAACACAAACCCUGAAUUAAUUAAAGAAUUAGACAUAGAAGACUCGAUAAUGCUCAAACUAAUCAAUGAGACUACUUAUCUAGUCAGCAACGAAGCAUUCGGAGAUAUAUUGAUAAACAUGGUGGACAGCUGCAAAUCCACGCUAAUCGAAAACUUGUUAUUGAGUUUAGACCCAGAGAAUGCAUAUACAAACCAGGAGAAGGUAAUCGAUAUUUCGAACAUAAAGCAAUUCAAAUUGGCCAAUUUAUUGGCUCAGUUGAGUAUCCAAUGUGGAGUUUUAUGUGAUAAUAAUAACUUAACGAAUGAUAAUUUCAGUAACGAAUUAUCAGGUAAUAUCUACAUGAAUAAUUUGAAUGAGAUUGAGAGCUUAGAUGAGUUUAGUGCCUCCAUUUAUUCAAAUUUUGAGUAA
Molecule: messenger RNA, 1263 nt
Organism: Debaryomyces fabryi
Lineage: Eukaryota; Fungi; Ascomycota; Pichiomycetes; Serinales; Debaryomycetaceae
Gene: PEX3
Product: Pex3p
Exons: 1
Coding region: 1-1263 (420 amino acids)
Biological process (GO): protein import into peroxisome membrane
Cellular component (GO): peroxisomal membrane
Molecular function (GO): protein-macromolecule adaptor activity
Source: RefSeq, a predicted model, not a curated record